Molecule: messenger RNA, 4364 nt
Organism: Cadophora gregata
Lineage: Eukaryota; Fungi; Ascomycota; Leotiomycetes; Helotiales; Ploettnerulaceae
Exons: 10
Coding region: 1854-4043 (729 amino acids)
Biological process (GO): regulation of DNA-templated transcription; DNA-templated transcription
Cellular component (GO): nucleus
Molecular function (GO): zinc ion binding; DNA-binding transcription factor activity, RNA polymerase II-specific; DNA binding
Source: RefSeq, a predicted model, not a curated record
CUAGUAUAAGUAUUGUUCUGUAGUCCCGAUGGUGAGCAUAGUUUCCUAAAUUUCCUUCUCUCCUGUGCUCGUGCAACUCUCCUCAUUCUAUACUAAUGAUGUAAAUUGAUUUAACACAAGUGCCUAUGAGCGGUUGGGUCUCUAUUUUCUGCGAAAUUACUGAUUUUUCACCUUCCGAGUCAAGGUAUCUCUGACAAGCAUAAAUUUGACACUGGAAUCAGCUAGAUGUCCGUCGACUUUGACACACCAGUCCCCCUCACUCCAUAUUCUGAGUUAAGCAUCAACGGCGGUUCAGCUUCAAUAGGCUGAUGGCAAGUCUCCAAUUCUACCUCCAUCAACAACAGUGAUGUUCCCGCUCAGAUAUCCUCCUGCUCGGCUCAUCAUGAACAACGCAGUGCCCGCAAUAUCUUCUUCUGAUCCAGCUCUCUCCAGCGGGCAGACUUGCUUCGACACUCCUCCCUCCUUUGAUGGGUCGGCAUUCAAGAAAGAAGGAUGGCCCUCCGUCAUCUCACUAGGAAACAUUCCAGGUGCGAUGCCAUUGACUCGUAUUUUAUACGGACCAAAGGUCGUAGCAAGGAUUUUGAUGAGGUGGUUGGUACCUGCUUUCGAAGCCGAGUAAGAUAUUCCUGCCGCCAUCUUGCGCGAAAAACUUGCAACCGAUGAUGUGACAAUGAUGUUGGACUUCUGCUCCACGUUCUUGCGUUUGUUACCCUCGUCCAAGAGCUCUAGGAAGGCUAGCGCCGAAUAGAACGUGCCGGAGACGUUGACAUGAGAGGCUUGACUGAAAUCUUCGAUGCUUGGUUUCCACAUCGCAUCCUUGAACUCCUUGACUGUUGGUUGUCUGUCCGUUGGAAGACCCGUGGACGCUGUGCUGACACCUAUAAUGCCACUGUUCGCAAAAAGAACAUUGAUGAAGCCUUGUUCUUUCUGGAUACGGUCGGCAGCUGCUUCAAGGGAGUCUUUGGAUGUAACAUCUCCUUGGAUAGGAAUGAUUGAGCCAUUGACACCCUGUGCGGCAGCUUUCUUCAGGCUCUCCUCUCGACGCCCGAUAAUAUAGACUGCUUUGGCGCCAUUAGCAUCGAGUGCUUUUGCUACAGUCAGGCCAAGGCCACUUCCGCCUCCUGUGAUUACAGCAACAAGUCCUUUGACUCCGUAGAGAUUGUUGACGGCGAGAUUAGACAUUGCGAGCCCGAAACAAAGGUACUUAUAGUUUCACUGAGAACAGAUGGAGGACAAUAUUGAAGUACCAUGCAACAAUAAAGUCAAAAGAUGCUAUCGGAUCAACACCGCACUAUGCCUGAUAUGUCUGAUGACGGACGAAUCGAACGCCCGCAAGCAUUGCAUCAUCUCUAAACGGCCUACUGAUUACCUGCUGGUACGAGCUGUGGAGCGCGCUGCAGCCUCGUUCGUGUAUGGCUCCCUUGGUCAUCUCACAAUUCUAAGUUCAGUGAGAUAUGAGAGAUCUACCGACGAGCUCCUAAAGCCGAAAGUUGGCCAGAAAAGCGUCUGUCUGGAGUGGUUUUGUCAUGCUGUUAAGUACCGGGGUUCAAAUAAUCGUUUGAAGAAAUCGGUUGAAUGCUAAAAUCCCAAAAAUAUGUCGAGCAAAGGAACAGUGAAAUUGGGGCACAUUAUUGGGUUCAAAAAGCAUCGGUCUUGGAAGGAGAGCAAGUUUGAAUCGAAUAGAAGCAAGGAGCUGAAUCGCUGCACCAAGAAUGCCCCAGGUAGCGCUUGAGUCUUCUCGGAAUAGCGCUUGGUCGCUAAACCAUCAACCAUCUACUGCACUUCUCUCACUGCACUUUCAUCUUCCCUCGAAAUGAUGAGACAUUUGCCGGCUCAUAACUAUCGAUCCAGCUAUGGCUGAUCAAAACAGUCAUGGCGUUGGACGUCGAUCCAGCCCUAUCAGAAGGAUAAGACAGGCGUGCCUGAAUUGCCGACGCAAGAAAUCCAAAUGUCCCGGAGAAAAACCACAAUGCUCUAUUUGUGCAAGACUCGGGCAGAGGUGUCUAUAUGAAAGUCCCGAGUCUGAAGGUCGAAAACGGAAGAGAUCACCUGAACAAUCACAUCGCCAUAGUCUAGCAGGAGGCGAGGUAUCCAAAAGAUUUGGUAAUAUUGAGCAGAAGCUAGAGGAGCUUGCAGCUUCCAUGCAGAAAGUGGUACCAGCUUCAAACAGUCCCAAAAUAGCUGCCACUGCACUGGUAGAUGUCUCAAAUACCUUGAGGAGCCCUAAAGAAUCAAACGGGGUGUCUGAAGCUCGAAAUAACCUUCCUUUACCAAGAUCACAUCAUCCCAGCCGACAGAAUAGUACACAAUAUCUUGGGAGCGAAGGGUUACCUGCUGAUGUGAUUGAAGAUGGAAUCAUCGCAUAUUUCACAUGCUUCCAUUCUCAGCCUUACAAUUUGCUUUGCCGGGCGGCUUCGCUGCGGCCGAACAGCUCAUUAGACCCCGUAGUUCUCAAUCCCAUGCUGGCAUUGAGCAUUCGUUGUUCCUCUCAUGAAUUUUGGGAGGAUCAAAGUAAAAUCAAUGAUUGGAUUCGUGCAUUAUCAGACUGGUCAUGGUACAAUCUCCUGCAACGCUACGGAGAAGGAGACACAAGUCUUGAAUAUCUCCAAGGACUCUGUCUGCUGGCGCAAGUUGAUUUUGCAGACGGGAGAGUACAGAGAGCUCACACCCAAAUCUCGCUGGGUGUUCGAAUCGCCCAAUCUCUUGGCUAUCUCUCUGAAUCUACGGAUUCUGAGAAUGAAGCCAAGAGUCAAGAGGUUAUUCGCUGCACUUGGACACUAUUCAUGCUGGAUCGCACUUUCAGCAUGGCCCGCCUUGUCUCCCCUUCCCAACCUUACCAAGCAUUUCAGCUGCCGAAACCAACUUGGGAGGGAGCAUUGUUACUCGACGAGUCCCAAAGAAACACAAAUCUCGGUACUACGUCCAAGACUCUUUCUCUGUCUAAUGACCAGGACCUGUCAGCACUCCUAGUAGGCGUGUAUUCGCUCUGGGAUGAUGCGAUCAGAUAUGUGUUCCAGACGAAUGACAAGAGCGACAUGCCUCCCUGGCAUCCGACGUCUGAUCUGGCCACUAUCGAAUACAGGUUCGCAGAUUUUGAACCUGAAUUCUCUACACAUCGAUACAGAGAGGUCAAUUUCCCUCGCCGAGCAAUACAGGAGCCACACAUGCGCCCAUACUUUGCAUCAUGGCUAUGUUUUCAGUUGACUUACAUGUCGAUACAAUGUUGCAUCCAUCACCCAUUCAUCAUGUUUAUCAAACUGCAGCACGUCAUUAGAAAAGUCCCACCUAGCUUUCUACAAAAGUCGUAUAAAAGCUCGCUUAUCCAUUCCCGCUGGAUCAUCAGGUUUUUGGACGAAAUGGAUGAAGCUGGCAUGAUGCUCCACGACCCUUUUAUUGGUUAUCUUACUGCAAUUGCAGCCACUAUUCAGCUCGAACAUACUCUGAGUAAGCAUGCAGAUGUUGCGGCAGCAGCAACUUUGAGUUUUAGGAGCGCCAUCAGAUAUCUCAAAAAGCUCUCGAAGUACUGGAACAGUAUCACAGAAUUGCUCGGGAUUGUGGAAGAACUGGCUGCCAGACUUCGACAUCGUCAUACUCUCUACUACUCACAGGAUGAUUAUGAUGGGAUUCUGCCAGCAGUCGAGAGUGAGAGGGUUGGACUUGCAGGCGACGAUAUGAGUCUAAUGUGGAAGGUGUUCGACUACGCCUCGAUGUCAGCAUCGAACGGGAAGUCCUCUCGGGCUCAGCCAGAGACUUUCACUGCUGGUCAAAAGGAUUCUGUAGCCAUACCAUCUCAAGGCCAGGGCAGACCACCAAAUGAUGUUGGCAUUAUAUCUGGGCGAGAAGACGAUUGGGUUGAUGUACCACCUAACAGCAUGACUUCUGCUAGUCUGGAUUUUCAAAGUCUCCCUGGAGCACAAUCAAGCCUUGAACAACUAAACCUAUCGCUCUUCGACCAAAUCCCAGAAGAUUGGGCAUUUACAAUCGACGACUGGACUUUGUUUGGAGCACCAGGUUCCACAUACUUCUACAACGAAUCAUCCUGAAAAAUUUAUGGUUUUUGUUACAUACUUGGUAGUGAAUAUUUGGCAACGGCUUCUAAUUAUGAUUAACAGGCAACCUCAUAGGGCCUGACGCUAUAUAAAGACUCUUCCUUCUCCGACAAGGAUAUAUCGAAACCAAGUACUCCGAGACUCUGACUGCACCUUCGUCCAGCGAAGUUGCCAAAGGAAACACCCUCAUCUGGCGUUCGCCUCAUGACGUUAGGAGCUUCCGCUGAGUACUUUUGUCUGUACUUUUCCAGCAACUCCGGCGUCACAUCACUACCACCACACACAGCGACCACGAUCUUCAUCUUUCGCCACUCA